CAGUUUACUCAUUCUAGUAAUUAAAAUUCAAGUGAACUGUGUGUUGGUCAAUAGUACAAGUAACAUGUCAAGUGCACCAGUAGCAGCACCAUCACAUAGACACAUGGGCAGGGGUGACCGUCGGAUGUUUGCAGCGUCCGAUGACAGCACCAUGCUCAAGCAGAUCCAAGGCACCCAUGCCCCUGAUGGCCGAGAGGUGGAUGUUAGGCCCAUUCUUGACGUUGUUGAGGAUGUCUUUAGGCGCGCCACCCCUACUGUUCAUGGGGAACAUCCUGCACAUAGUGAUUCCUUGGAAGAUAAGACUAGUGAAGCCGUCAUGGAUGGAAAUGGAAUGCUUGAAACAUUAGCUUAUAUCAUUCAAAAGGUCUCUUGUGAGAUAACAUGCAAGUGCUCCGGAGGAGGAGACGCACAUGCAACGACAAUGUCACUUCUGAACAUGCUUUCAAACUAUUCCUGGGAUGCUAAAGUAGCGAUAGCUCUUGCAGCGUUGGCAAUAGCCUAUGGAGAAUUCGGGUUGGUGAUUCAGCUCUACGCAACUCAUGCUCUUGCCAAGUCUGUUGCUGUCCUCAAGCAGCUGCCCGACUUGAUAGAGCAUUCUAAUGCACUGAAAUCUCGAUUUGAAGCGCUCAACAAUCUAAUUGAGGCGAUGUUGGAUGUAACCAAGAGGAUCUUGGAGUUCAGGCAUCUGCCUCGUCAAUACAUCUCGCCUGAUCAACCGCCUUUAUCUGUUGCUAUGACUCACAUUCCAACAGCAGCUUAUUGGACUAUUAGGAGUGUGGUGGCUUGUGCGACUCAGAUCGCUAGCCUAAUUGGCAUGAGCAAUGAGUAUAUUACAUCAACCACAGAAGCGUGGGAGCUUUCGAGCUUGGCUCAUAAGGAGAAAAAUAUUCACGAUCAUCUCAUGCAACAACUUGCUCUUUGCUAUCAGCAUAUAGAUGAAAAGAAACACAUAGAGGCAUACAACAAUCUUGUGCGUGUGUUUGAGUUACCCCAGCUUGACAAUGUCAGGAUUUUAAGGCAUUUGAUAUACAUGAAGGAUGACAUACAACCUCUUGUAGAUGGCAAUAGCAAAUCAAAGGUUCAUGUUGAAGCACUCAGAAGAAAGACAGUGCUGUUACUCAUCUCAGAUCUAGAUGUCUCCAUGGAAGAACUAAUGAUUCUAGACCACAUUUACAGAGAAUCAAGGGCAAGACCCGAGUUCCAAUACGAGAUUGUUUGGGUACCUAUAAUAGACAAGUCUGUCCCUUGGACCGAGGCACACGAGCAAAAAUUUGAGCAGCUGCAGUCCAUGAUGUCCUGGCACACUCUGAUCCACCCCAAGAUUAUGGAGCCUGCAGCAAUCAGGUAUAUCAAGGAGGUUUGGCGCUUUGCGAAACGGAUGAUUCUUGUUGUGUUGGACCCUCAAGGCAAAGUGGCUAACCCGAAUGCCCUUCAUAUGUUCUUGAUUUGGGGAAAUAUGGCCUUUCCUUUUACUGCUAUGAAGGAGGAAGCUCUUUGGAGAGAUGAGACUUGGAGACUUGAACUCUUAGUAGAUGCCAUUGAUCCUAACAUUCUUCAUUGGAUUGAACAAGAAAAGCACAUUUGUGUGUAUGGAGGCGAAGACAUAGAUUGGGUAAGAACAUUCACUAGCACUGCAAAACAAGUAGCACACAGUUUAGGAAUCGACUUAGAGCUAGUCUAUGUCGGAAAAAGCAAUGCAAAGGAGCGAAUGAGGAAAAUCACAAACAUCAUAAACCAAGAACAGCUUAGCCAUUACUGGCCGGACUUAACCUCAAUUUGGUACUUUUGGACUAGGCUUGAGUGCAUGUUAUACUCGAAAAUGCAACACGGGAAGAAUGUUGAGACUGAUAUCAUAAUGCAAGAGGUAAUGACAGUACUAAGCUUUGACGGGAGUGACCAAGGAUGGGCUACAAUGUGGUUCGGGUCAACUGAAACGGCCCGAGCCAAAGGAGACAUGAUUUUACAAUGCCUUCAAAUGUUUCACGAGUGGGAUGAAAAUGCAAGGAUGAAAGGGUUCAUACCUGCUUUAAGGGAUCAUUUGCAGCAGCUUCAUACUCCACAUCACUGCAAUAGGCUCAUACUCCCAGGAGUUGAAGGUGGAAUUCCCGAGAGAGUAAUGUGCGCAGAAUGUGGAAAGGCGAUGGAGAAGUACUUCAUGUAUCGCUGCUGCUCUGAAUAAACCUGUCAUUUCUUCAAACCAUAAUUAUUAUUCAAUUUCAUGCAGUUAAUUCAAAUAGUUUUGCCUUAGGUUCAACAUUUCUAUGUUUUAAAGUAUGCUUUCUUUAGGAGCUGCUAUAUGUUAGCUUCUCACCAACUCCAUUAAGCUGCAAUGUGUAUAAGCAAAGAUCGAGUUUUAGACUAAUGUGUGCAAGUAUUCUGCUGAGUAUAAUGUAAUGGAGUAGUAAUGAAUUAAAGAUUGUUUCUUUCUAAA
Amaranthus tricolor (Joseph's coat) is the source of this 2431-nucleotide messenger RNA. RefSeq names its product protein SIEVE ELEMENT OCCLUSION B-like. The coding region runs from base 65 to 2179 and encodes 704 amino acids. The transcript has 7 exons. Gene Ontology annotation, biological process: phloem development. NCBI's taxonomy places the organism in Eukaryota, Viridiplantae, Streptophyta, Magnoliopsida, Caryophyllales, Amaranthaceae. The record is from RefSeq and is a predicted model, not a curated record.